Molecule: messenger RNA, 1636 nt
Organism: Hippopotamus amphibius kiboko
Lineage: Eukaryota; Metazoa; Chordata; Mammalia; Artiodactyla; Hippopotamidae
Gene: KRT7
Product: keratin 7
Exons: 9
Coding region: 81-1484 (467 amino acids)
Biological process (GO): keratinization; intermediate filament organization
Cellular component (GO): keratin filament
Molecular function (GO): structural constituent of skin epidermis
Source: RefSeq, a predicted model, not a curated record
AAAAGCGGCCCUAGGCGCCCGCGGGUCAGCGAUUUCGGCCCCCCGUCGCCCACCGCUCGGUCCAGCCCGGCCCAGCCAGCAUGUCCGUCCACUUCAGCUCGCAGGCCUUCAGCUCGCGCUCCGCCGCCUUCCCGGGGCGCGGCACCCAGGCGCGCCUGAGCUCGGUGCGCCCCGGCGGCUUCGGCGGCAGCAGCAGCAGCCUCUACUGCCUGGGCGCCUCGCGGCCGCGCGUGGCCGCGCGCACAUCCUACGCGGGCCCCGUGGGCGCCGGCCUCCGCGAGGUCACCGUCAAUCAGAGCCUGCUGACCCCGCUGCAGGUGAACAUCGACCCCUCCAUCCAGCAGGUGCGCCAGGAGGAGCGCGAGCAAAUCAAGACCCUCAACAACAAGUUCGCCUCCUUCAUCGACAAGGUGCGGUUUCUAGAGCAGCAGAACAAGCUGCUGGAGACCAAGUGGGCGCUGCUGCAGGAGCAGAAGUCGACCAAGAGCAGCCGCCUCCCAGGUAUCUUUGAGGCUCAGAUUGCUGGUCUGCGGAGGCAGCUUGAGGCCCUGCAACUAGAUGGAGGCCGCCUGGAGGUGGAGCUUCGGAACAUGCAGGACAUGGUGGAAAACUUCAAGAACAAGUACGAAGAUGAACUAAACGGUCGCACGGCCGCUGAGAAUGAGUUCGUGGUGCUGAAGAAGGAUGUGGAUGUUGCCUACAUGAACAAGGUGGAGUUGGAGGCUAAGGUGGACGCCCUGAAUGACGAGAUCAACUUCCUCAGGACCCUCUAUGAGGAGGAGUUGAAAGAGCUACAGUCCCAGGUCUCAGAUACGUCCGUGGUCCUGUCCAUGGACAACAACCGCUCCCUGGACCUGGACGGCAUCAUUGCUGAGGUCAAGGCCCAGUACGAAGAGAUCACCAACCGCAGCCAGGCUGAGGCCGAGGCCUGGUACCAGACCAAGUUUGAGACCCUCCAGGCCCAGGCAGGGAAGCACGGGGAUGACCUCCGGAAUACCCGGAAUGAGAUUGUGGAGAUGAACCGGGCCAUCCAGAGGCUGCAGGCUGAGAUUGACAGCAUCAAGAACCAGCGCGCCAAGUUGGAGGCCGCCAUCACUGAGGCCGAGGAGCGUGGGGAGCUGGCCGUCAAGGAUGCACGCGCCAAGCAGUUGGAGCUGGAGGCUGCCCUGCAGCAAGCCAAACAGGACAUGGCCCGGCAGCUCCGGGAGUACCAGGAGCUCAUGAACACCAAGCUGGCCCUGGACAUCGAGAUUGCCACCUACCGCAAGCUGCUGGAGGGCGAGGAGAGCAGGUUGACCGGAGACGGAGUGGGAGCCGUGAAUGUCUCUGUGGUCAGCUCCAUGGGCGGCGCUGGCAGCCGGCUGACCUUUGGGGGGACCAUGGGCAGCAAUGCCCUGAAAUUCUCCAGUGGUGGAGGGCCCGCGGCCCUCAAGGCCUACUCCAUCAGGACCACAUCCGCCACCGGUAGAAGCACCCGCAACUGAGCCUGGGGUGUGGGGAGAUCCACAGCCUCUCCUCCCAUAAUCACAAGAGGACCCCCAUGCCUGCUCCCAUCCCUGGUCCAGCUACAAGGCAGUCUGAAAAAUGAUGUCAAAAUAGCUUCCAAUAAAGCAGCCGCUUUCUGAGGCCUGGGUGA